UGAAUUCGUCUUAGAUCUCCAUUGGAGGCACACGUUUUCACUGGUGUGCGGGAGAAUAAAAAAUAUUAUUUUUAUUAAAAUAAUUUAACAUCAAUAUGACGGCUGAAAAAAAAAAUGAAAAAAAAAAACCAGUUGAAAAUACCGAACCUCCUAUAUCUUUUUUUCAAAUAUUCCGAUACGCGACAUGGACAGAACGGCUGGCCACUUUCCUGGGGGUAAUUUUCGGACUCCUCAGUGGAGGCGGUGUGGGGUACAACUUGGUACAGUUCGGAGAGCUGAGCACUGCUUUUGUAGAAAGAACGACAUACGAACAGGGUCUCAAGAGUUACUUGCCGUUGACGCGGUUGUUCGGAGGCGGUCAGAUACUAGUGAAUGCAACCUAUAAACAGCAUUUAGAGGCAUUAGUAGAUGAUGGUAAAGCGAUGUGCGCAGGGAUGUUCGCAAGUAUUGCCAUCUCGCUCAUAUUUUGCAUGCUGUCCACAGCGUUGGUGAGCUGGAGUGCAUUACGACAGAUAACUAGAAUACGAAUGCAGUUCCUUACUGCUGUUUUUCGCCAAGAUAUGGCAUGGUACGAUACAGACUCUGAAUUUAACUUGGCUUCUACAAUGUCUGAUAACAUGAUGAAGUUGAAGGAAGGCAUGGGUGAAAAAUUGUCAGUUGUUGGAAAUUUAGUGGGCACCGCCAUCAUUUGCAUCUGUGCCGCUUUUCCUCUUGGCUGGGAACUGACUCUCGCUUGUAUCACCGUUGUACCGUUCUCUAUAGGAGCUUCUGUAAUCCUGUCUAAAUAUCAAAUAAAUUCUUCCAUCAGAGAAAUGGAAUCGUACAGUCAGGCUGGUAAACAAGCUGAACAGGUGCUUAAGUCUGUUAGGACCAUUGUUGCUUUUGGUGGGGAGAGCAAAGAAAUUGAAAGAUACAGAAGGUUGUUGGAGCCUGCAGAGCGUUAUGGACGUAAACGAGGCCUUUACACUGGUCUCGGAACAGGUUUCAACUGGGUUCUUACUUACUCACUGAAUGCUAUAGGACUUACCUAUGGAACCAGGCUGGUCAUACAAGACAAGGAUAAAGAUAUAGAUGACAGGAUAUAUGUGGUUGGAGUAAUUUUCAGUAUCAUGUACAGCGUAUACAUGGCGACACAAUCAAUUACAUUUUGCGUUCCGCAUGCCGAGGUAUUUGCUUCAGCCCGUGGAGCGGCUGCCAGUAUUUUUCAUAUUCUGGACAGGAUACCCAAAAUAGACAGUCUUUCCAAAAAAGGAUCUGCCCCUCGUCGUGUUAUAGGGGAAAUAUCAUUAGACGAUGUCUACUUUAAUUAUCCAUCACGACCUGAUGUUAAAAUUCUGAAAGGAUUUUCGCUUCACAUCAAGGCAGGAGAAUGUGUUGCUUUAGUUGGUUCAUCUGGCUGCGGAAAAUCAACUAUAUUACAGCUACUCCAGAGAUUAUACGAUCCACACUCAGGCGCCGUUAAACUUGAUGGAAAAGAUGUAAAAAAUCUAAACUUAAGUUGGCUGAGAUCUUCACUAGGUGUGGUAGGUCAAGAACCAGUAUUAUUCAGGGGAACAAUUCACGAAAACAUUGCUAUAGGUUGUCCUGAAGCCACCCGAGAAGAGGUUCAAAGGGUAGCUGAAAUGGCAUAUGCUCAUGACUUCAUUACUCAUUUGACUAACGGAUAUGACACAGUGAUCGGAGAACGUGGUGCUUCUCUUUCUGGUGGGCAGAAACAACGUAUUGCCAUUGCCAGAUCUUUGAUACGCGAACCGGCUGUAUUGCUGUUAGAUGAAGCCACAUCCGCUUUAGAUCCUCAUUCAGAGAGACAAGUACAAGCAGCUUUGGACAGGGCUAGUGUAGGAAGAACAACUAUUAUUGUCUCUCACAGACUAUCUACAAUUGUCAACGCCGACCGAAUCAUUUGCAUGGAUCAAGGAUGCAUAGUCGAAAGUGGCACACACGAUGAACUCAUGAAAGCAAAAGGAUUUUACUUCAAGCUUGUAACUACUGGCAAUGAUAACCAAGAGCCAGAUGUCAUAGAGACCUUGCCUGAAGAGACCGCUGGAGAAGAAGUAGCGGAAGUGCCUAUUGCACCUCGUCACGAUGUUAAGCGACGAUCCAAUAGAAGAGUGCACAGACACCACUCACUGAAAAGGGAAUCGCACGAUUGGAUGACACCACGCGGUUCAAUCAGCUCCGUCAUGUCCACCGGCUUACAGAACUUCGUGUACAACGCUGAUUUUGAAGAAGAACCGGAAAAAGACGAAGACGAUGAAGUGAAAUCUAUAAGCGAUUGGCAGCUUUUGAAACUGAACGGGCCAGAAUGGCUGUUGCUAACGGUGGGCUCGAUAGCCGCCUUCCUGCAAGGCGCUUGUUUUCCAGUAUUUGCACUUCUCUUUGGUUAUACCAGUGGUAUAUUCGCGCAGAGUGAUAGUGCUGAAAUAAUCUACCAAGCGGAUCUGUAUUCGGGAUUGUUUGUUGUAAUAGCGGCAGUGGCCGGCAUCGCCAUGUGCCUACAAGGUACAACGUUCACUUACGCAGGCCUAAAGAUGACCACGCGCCUUCGGUAUCAAUACUUCGCUGCACUUUUGAGUCAGGAGAUCGGGUUCUUCGACAAAACGACCAAUGCCGUUGGAGCGUUAUGCUCCCGUCUUAGCGGUGAUGCUGCUGAAGUACAAGGCGCCACAGGACUGCGCAUAGGACUGAUUCUUCAGGGCUUGAGCUCCGUUGUUGUUGGAUUCAUUAUGGCUAUCAGCUUCAACUGGAAACUUACGUUGGUUGGGACGGCUUUCUUGCCUCUUAUGGUAGGCAGUAUAUGGUUAGAAGGAAUAGUAUCCCAAAAGUCUCAAUCUAACGAACGCGAAGCCAUGGAAACAGCUACUACUGUUGCCACCGAAGCUGUUAUAAGCAUUAGAACAGUGCAAAGUCUAGGUGUAGAGCAUGUUUUCCUGGAAAAGUUCAAAGAGGCAUUGGACGACUCGUGCGUAGCCGUCAGCAGGAAAACCCGUUGGCGAGGUCUAGUAUUGGGCUUAGGAACUUAUGUGCCAUUCCUGUCAUUUUGCAGUGCCACAGUCUAUGGUGCAGUGCUUGUUGCGAGGGAAGGUGUCGAGUACAAGACUGUACUACUGGUUAAUGAAGCUAUAAUGUAUGGAGCAUAUAUGUUGGGCCAGUCGUUAGUAUAUGCACCAAGCUUUAAUUCAGCUAAAGCGUGUGGUGCCAGAAUCCUUUCGGUUAUCAACAGACAGCCUAAGGUCAGGACUGAAAACGGAGUCAGGGACAAGAAAGACUGGAUUGCGAGUGGCAGCUUCAGCUUCAAGGACGUAGAAUUUAGUUACCCGACGGCUCCGCAUCAUCGCGUUCUUCGAGGACUCGAGCUGAAAGUGGAAGCCGGAAAAACCGUCGCACUGGUCGGGGCUUCAGGGUGCGGCAAAUCUACAGUUCUACAGCUUAUGCAAAGAUUCUACGAUCCUGACACGGGUUGUAUAGAACUGGACGAACGCGAUACACGCACCGGACUGACCCUGCCUCGUCUGCGGCGGCAACUGGGCGUAGUACAACAGGAGCCGGUGCUGUUUGAUCGAACACUCGCCGAUAACAUCGCGUAUGGAGACAACAACAGGAGAGUCACUAUGCACGAGAUUAUCGCUGCUGCCAAAGCCGCUAAUAUACAUAGCUUCAUCGUCUCCUUGCCAAAGGGCUACGACACAAAUUUGGGCUCGAGUGGUGCUCAAUUGUCUGGAGGACAGAAGCAACGAGUGUGUAUCGCGAGAGCUCUAAUAAGAUCACCUCGUUUAUUGUUGCUGGAUGAAGCCACAUCAGCGUUGGAUGCCAACAGUGAAAGGGCCGUGACAGAGGCUUUGGAGAAAGCAGCUCAAGGUCGCACGUGCAUUACAAUUGCACACCGUCUAUCUACCAUCAAAGAUUCAGAUGUGAUCUGUGUUGUUGAAAGUGGUAAAAUCGUGGAGCGCGGCACACAUACCGAGCUGGUCGGCAUGAAGGGAGUCUACUGGAAAAUGUGCAAAGGCCAACACGUUGCAUAGAAUAUUUUUAACCAUAAUAAAAAAGCUGAAAUACCAAAUAUUCACCUGUCUCUAUUAAUGUAAAAGUCAACUAUUCAGGUAGAUAUUAUUAUUAUGUCAAUUUAAGUAGAAUAUAAGUUGUGAUAUUGUCUUACUUCAUUAAGUAAUAGUAACAUUAUAUCAGCAUUAUUAGGUAGGUACACUUACAU
Messenger RNA from Achroia grisella, 4210 nucleotides. Its product is annotated as multidrug resistance protein homolog 49-like. Gene Ontology annotation, molecular function: ATP binding; ATP hydrolysis activity; ABC-type transporter activity. Gene Ontology annotation, biological process: transmembrane transport. The record is from RefSeq and is a predicted model, not a curated record. Lineage: Eukaryota; Metazoa; Arthropoda; Insecta; Lepidoptera; Pyralidae. The transcript has 26 exons. Bases 96 to 4022 code for a protein of 1308 amino acids. Gene Ontology annotation, cellular component: membrane.